Styela clava is the source of this 4128-nucleotide messenger RNA. Its product is annotated as nidogen-1-like. Gene Ontology annotation, molecular function: Wnt receptor activity; Wnt-protein binding. Lineage: Eukaryota; Metazoa; Chordata; Ascidiacea; Stolidobranchia; Styelidae. The record is from RefSeq and is a predicted model, not a curated record. Gene Ontology annotation, biological process: canonical Wnt signaling pathway; cell-matrix adhesion. Gene Ontology annotation, cellular component: plasma membrane.
UUAGUAGCUUAGGUUAGACGUAUCAGUUCGACUUCGGGGUGACAGCAGUUGAUUACUAAGGCUUGUAGCAUGAAGACUGUUGCUGUACUAUUAGCGGUUUUUGCGGUGGGUCAGUCGGCCGUCUUCAAUGACUUUUAUCCAUUUGAUCGGGAAAAUGAUCAUCGAGUGCCGAAGGGAGACAACACCAGUUCGCCGCAAUUUGAAUUAGACUUACCGAUCAUUUUCUACGAUAGUGUCUAUAACGGAAUUAAGGUCAAUGCAGAUGGAUUCGUAACACUGGGUGUCGUAGAACACGAAAUUGAGGAGCAUUUGCUUGAACCAGUUCUGGUUCCAUUUGGUUUUAAUCUCAACAAUACGGAUGCAAGCGAAAUUUAUUAUCAAGAACACAAAGAUGAAGCUACUCUUAGCAGAGCUACCAACGAUAUUCAGAAAGCUUUUGUUGAAACAGCGGAAGCCUUCGUAGCUAAAUCUGCUUUUAUUGUAACAUGGGUCAGGCUAGAAAGCCCAGAGCAUCCUGGGCUAACCUUUACGUUUCAAUGUGUCGUUGUGUCGAAUCAUCUUUCUAGUUUUGCAAUAUUUUUAUACGCUGAUGACGAAUUGGCUGCCGGACAAUCAGAAGAAAUCAGGAAUCAGCUGAUAGCAAAGGCCGGAUUCAGCGACAAAGGAGGUGACCAGCUGGAAAGUAUGACCGCUACGGAACUUCUCGAGGGUGGCAACGCUUGGUCUACUGGUGAAUGGAUUUUUCAAAUCGGUGGUGUCCUGCUGAGUUUGGAAGAAGAAGAAGAAAUACCUUCCCAUCAUCUGAAAGCAGAACCAAUCCAUCAUCGACGAGAAUCUGGGUUUGAAGUUCCGGAAGUAAAUUUCAAUGAAGAUUACGGUUCAGACCAACAAGACUGCGAUUCUUUGGAGUGUGAUCCAGAAUUCUCAACUUGUACUGCCUUUGCCGAUGGCUAUUGUUGCCAGUGUUCAGAAGGAUCUUUUGGGAAUGGAUAUGCGUGUAUUAGAGAAGAUGAUGACGUCAGAUACAACGGGCAAGUCGAUGGUUAUUCGAUUGUGAUGUCAGACCCAUGGUCCAAUGAAACUGCAAAAGGCGUAGACAUGCACUCUUACGUUGUGACCAAAGAUGGCCGAGCAUUUUCUGUCAUGAACGGUGAAAUUUCUGCAAAACUCUACCGCGCCCUUCAACCCAUGGCAAUCUUUGGAACUACUCUUGGAUGGUUAUUUGCUCAAGCUGAAGCACCAGCAAUCAACGGAUUUCAGUAUUCUGGCGGGAAAAUUGUCAGCGAAACAUACAUUCGUUACACCACUGGUCAGUACGAAUUCCGAAUCCGACAAGAAUAUGACCAAGUCAUCAACGAUCCAGAGGGAGGGGAAGGCAAAGUUCUUAACGGAAGAAUGACUUUCAGCGGACGACUUCCACCUGUCGAAGAGGGAGAGAAUAUCAACGUUGACGACUAUACACAAAUAUACAAGAGAACUGGAGCAGACUCUAUCAGAAGCAGAGACACUCGUCGUUAUAUUGUUGGAGAUACGGAGCAUAUUUUCACUGUUGAUCAAAGCAUCAGGUUCGAAGGUUGUGAAGCAUCAUUUGAAGAGGUGCCGGCUGAUCUUGCUGUGGACGUUUCGGAAGUUUUCCUGAAGUUUUUCCCUGACGAAAAUAACUUAAGAUUUGCAGUCAACAGUCGUAUCCGUCCAGCUGAAGAAGUUGGUGUGCGACCAGUCGAACCUUCUAUUAUACCGGAUACUCCUGUACCAGAUACUCCCGUACCUGAUACUCCGGAGCCAACUCCAUCUGAGACUCCAGUCGAAAAACCGGAAGAACCAGAAAUACCCGAAGUGGUUGUUACACCUGCCACCCAGACCGUAUGCGAACGACAAUUGCAACAAGUUCAACAAUUUCAACGGGAAAACCCAGGAAUCGUUGAUGAAAUUUUCUUCCCUACAUGCACAGAUGUCGGCACUUUUGCCCCCAGACAGUGUUUGACUUAUAAUUCGAUUUGUUGGUGUGUUGACGAAGACACUGGUGAAGAAAUUCAUGGAACAAGAACGGAACCAUUAGUCGGAUAUCAGCUUGAUUGCUCAGACGUACGAGCACCCCCACCUGCCCAAACACCAUGUCAAGAAGACCGAUCAAACGCAGAGACAGACCGAAUCGUUGCGGGUAGCGAAGCAAAUUCAAUCUUCAUGCCGAGAUGUAUGGAAUCAGGCGCAUAUGAACCAGUACAACAACUUCCAGACGGAUCUUUCAUGUGCGUUGAUUUUGAUGGCGAAGAAAUUUCAAGAAGCACAGAAAUGCCGAAUUGCCUCACACCAUGCCAACUAGCUGCAUACGUCGCCGAAAGCAGCAAUAUUUUCUUGGAAACAAACGAAUUCGUUGUGAGAUGCAAGGCUGAUGGAGAUUAUAAUCCUGAACAGUGUGUGGAAACUUACUGCUACUGCGUCGAUGAAAAUGGUCUUGAAAUCACCAACUCGAGAGUUGAAACAACAUUCGGGGAAGAUGUGGACUUGGAUUGUGGAAAAUUCAAUAGCAAACCAGUCACUUCAACAGUAACAACUCCGACUACUACCACAGGUCCGAUUGUCGGCCAGGAAGUCCGACGUUUGCUUUUUGCACAAACUAUGGGAAUCAACGUCAUCGAUUUGCCUGUCACCCGCGAAAAUUCAGUGUCUCGUCGCCUUUUUGCUCGUUCCGACCAAAUCACAAUUGCGUUGGGUUAUGAUUGCUCUAGCAAGAAGUAUUAUUGGACUGAUGUUUCUAAAAGAAGAAUUUACAGCUCCGUGCUAGAUGGCGAUGGCUCUCGCGCACAAUUUUUGGGAGACAGAUUGAGAAGUCCGGAAGGUAUCUCUGUUGAUUUCUUGAGUGGCAAUGUAUACUGGACCGAUUCCGAAUAUGAUCGCAUCGAAGUAGCAAGCGCUGAUGGAUCCAACAGAAUGACAGUUGUAAGCGGAGAUAUUGUCAAUCCUCGAGGUAUUGCAGUUGAUCCGAUCCGUGGACGUAUGUACUGGACUGAUUGGAACAGAAAAGCACCAAAGGUCUGGGUGGCAAACAUGGAUGGUAGCGAUAGAAGAGUGCUGUUGUCUGAAGGUCUUGGUCUUCCCAAUGAUAUCACAAUCGAUUUCUACAGACAGAGAGUUUGCUUUGUUGAUGCAGGAACUUUCAAGGUCGAGUGCAUGAGUUUGAAUGGAGAAGGACGCGAAACAAUUUACCAGAUGAAACAAGUUCCCAGACCUCAUCCAUUUGGUCUCGCCGUCGAUGGAGACGUUCUCUAUUAUUCUUCAUGGGGAGGAUCAAAAGUUGUACAUGCUGUGAACUGGCGUACUGGAGAUAGCAUCGCAAUUGCCGGUCCAAGAGGAGCCCAUGGACAGAUGUACGGAGUAGAAAUUGCCCACUCACAGUGCCCAAGAGGUUAUAACUAUUGUUCCUCCAACAAUGGCGGAUGCAGUCACCUCUGUCUACCGACACCAACAGGAAGAGAAUGUGUUUGUCCUCCCGGUGCACAAGACUGCCAAUAACCGCACUGGAAUCUUCGAAAACCAGUAGAGAAAUGAAAUUCAGCGUUUAGCAUCAUUAUGUAAAUAUUUGGACACUUUGUGCCGGAAAAGUCCGCACUCAUUAGUUCGCUUUAUUUCACAAUAUUAAUUAUUUCAAAUUCAUUGCUUUUGCCUUUUGUUUUUAACGCCUUUUAUUCAUUUGCUUUUUUUGAUUGGAUUCUGAAUGCGGACUCGCCUUUUCACACACGCCUUUCCCACCAUCACGUUUUCACACAGGUCGUUCAAGUACACUCCACAACUUGAGCUCCAAACCACUUUCUGUGUUAAUUGUCAAAAUUUGAAGUGUAAUUUUAUUAGCACUAAUUCACGUUUAUACGUGUUGCUGUUUAGCUGAUUUGUCUUUUGAUCAAACACAGAGGAAUUAGUGAAUUGAACACAGAUUGCAUAAAAAUUCUAACAUUACUCAAUAAACACCAUUUUAACAUGAUCUACCUAUUUGCGUUAUGUUGUGUAAUAUUUGCUAGCUUGUAAGUAAGGUCGCUUACCUAUUUAUUUCUGGCAUCGCUCCGAUGUCAGCUUGUCAAUGUGUUUCAUCCAAUUUACUUUUCCGUAUAAUAAAUGAAAUUACACACUCAA